Molecule: messenger RNA, 1570 nt
Organism: Priapulus caudatus
Lineage: Eukaryota; Metazoa; Priapulida; Priapulimorpha; Priapulimorphida; Priapulidae
Product: tudor domain-containing protein 1-like
Exons: 7
Coding region: 26-964 (312 amino acids)
Molecular function (GO): metal ion binding
Source: RefSeq, a predicted model, not a curated record
CGGCAGCAGUUCCCCAGGGAAUGCCAUGAUGCGGAAUUGGAAUCCACUGGAGGCGGACUACCUCGGCGACCACAACUCCUACCACGUUGACGUCACCGACGCACAGGUCGCCGUGCAGGGAUACAAGCCCGACCAUGAAGGACAAGUUUGCAAGUUUUUCGCGAGAGGAGAUAAAUGCUUCCGCGCCGAAAACUGUCCGUAUGAGCACGUUGCCGGCGGUGAAGACCUGGCGCCGCCGGAUCGCAGCGAGGUGCUGUGCUACGCACGCGACCUGCGCUGCGCCGCGCCGGGAGCCUGGCUCGCCGCCGACGUGUCGGCCAUCUACAACCCACAGCACUUCUACGUCGUGCUACCGUUCGGCAGCCACCCAGUCGACCGCUUGCGGAACGACGUUGCGCUGCAGCGAAGACUUGAAUUGGAGGAAAAUCUGGAUUCGCUCAUGACCGAUAUGAAUGAGCACUACUCACGGGCGGUGUACCGCGAUCGGCCGCUGGUCAGUCUGGCGCUUGGUGAGAUAGUGGCGGCACUGCACAUGGCCGACGAGACGUGGUGCCGCGCUCGCGUCGUCGACACCAACGACGACGACUGCACGGUCGAGGUUCUCUACAUCGACUAUGGCAACAUGGAGUGGCUGCCUGAGCGGCGCGUGCGCAUGCUGCUGUCGCGCUUCACACGCCUUCCCUUCCAGGCGGUCGAGUGCUUCCUCGAGGGCAUCGAGCCACCAGGGGGCGACGGUGCGGGCUGGAACGAGGACGCGACGCGCGUCGCCGAGGACCUCGUCGACGGACGCACGCUCACGGCCAAGGUCGUGUCGUGGGAAGAGAAUGGAAUGCUGCAUGCUGAGCUAUACUACAUUGACUCUGAUUGUCCAACAAACAUUGUUGACAUCGGUGCCGCCCUGGUGGAGAGUGGAGUUGCUCGAUAUGUGUCCUCUCCUCAGAGCCUGAAUAAUACUAUGCACUGAACAUUGCUUGUAGUCACUGUGGCAGUAGAUGCGAGUUCAGUACUGUAACCACAAUGGAUGUAUCAAAAUAUUUCCAAUUUAUCUGGAGAGGUGGCUGUGAUAAAAUUGACGUGUUGGACAUCAGAGAUUAUUUUACUUUAAAUGGCGUUGAUAAAAAUCGUGGACAAACUUGGUUAUUUUAUCAGGAAAAGAACGAGGAAAUCAAGGAUGAAGAUGAUUUCAGAGAAUCAGGCUUUGAAGUCAAAAAACUUUCUUCAUUUUGCAAAGUAUUUUUGCAAUCACUUCCAUGCUAUGAAUGUUUGAUUUAUGCUCGUCUUACGAAGCAAUCUUGGAAAUUUGACUUGACUUUUUUUGAAGAAAAGUGAUCAUGAAGCUAUAUUUGGAGAGCAAUUUAACCCUUACUACAAAUUCGGUGGGUGUAUUUUUGUUUAAUUUGAAGAAAACUUUUGUAGUUUGAUAUGUCUAAUGACGAUUUGUAUUCUGUUCAGCGUAAAUUUCUUGUUUGUUAUAUGUUAAUGUGUUAUAUGUGUACCUUUCGUGUAUUUUGUACUGUAUGUAUCUUUUUAUGUAUACUUUCAUAUUAAAGAAGGUAUUAAGCCAAAGAUA